AUGUCUGGCAUACCCUACUGGGCACAGGACAUCGGUGGUUUCUUCCGACCAAAAGAUCAAUACACUUCUGAUGACUAUCGCAGACUUUUGAUUCGCUGGUUUCAGUUUGGAGUCUUCACGCCGAUCUUCCGGGUCCACGGAGCCGGGAGUCACACGGAAAUCUGGAACUUCGGGAACACCACCAUGGACAUCAUCAACAUCUCUGCUAUUACUCUGAGAUACCGGCUCCUGCCCUAUGCAACUCCAGAUCAUGUGCUGGUUCAAUUUUACGAUGUCUAUUCUGGGUUUUGGCGCGUGGAAGCGCAAGCCUACACGAUGCAGCGAGCGUUGACCUUCGAUUUUCCUGAAGAUGCGGCAGCACGGCGCAUCGCGGAUGCUUACAUGUUUGGACCCUCCCUGCUGGUGACUCCGAUUGUUUCGGCCGGAGACUCCGGUAAGGCGACUACAAGGGAGAUUUACUUCCCGCAAGGCAGUUGGAUUAAUUUCCACACCGGAGAGCAGUAUGGAGGAAUGCAAAAUGUGAGCUUCACUUUGCAGCAAGCUCCUUUCUUCUGCCGCAAGGGAUCCCUCCUGGUUCUUGGGCCCAGCAUCCAGUCGACAGCUGACACGAAUCCUGAUCUGGAAGUCCGCAUUUACCCGGGAGCAGAUGCAACCUUGGCUUUAUUUGAGGAUGACGGCUCUUCUACCAAAUACCGCGAGGGCAGCUACUCGACCAUAGAUUUUGCGUGGCAAGACAGCAGCCAGACGCUCCGAAUUUCCAGCAGGAAAGGCGCUUACCCCGGCAUGCCGCAAGCAAGACGGAUCUGUGCUGUGGUCGUUUCGCCUGGCCAUGGUGUAGGCGUUUUCCAAUCAAGCUGUGAUCGGCAAGCUACGUAUGCUGGAGAGGAGAUCGCGAUUCAGUUCCAUAGCUCGAUUGUGGUGUAG
Symbiodinium sp. CCMP2592 is the source of this 924-nucleotide messenger RNA. The record is from the annotation of a GenBank genome assembly. Lineage: Eukaryota; Dinophyceae; Suessiales; Symbiodiniaceae.